AUGUCGUUUGUCGUCGGAUGCGGCGAGAAUGUCAUUAUUGCUUCGGGAUCAAUCAUCGCCAAUUAUGAGCAUUCCACGGGGAAAAUGAAUACGGAAUUUUUCAAAUGGGAAAGUGUCGAGGAAAAGAAUAUCGUGCAGACGACAGGAGAAGAAGAAGACGAAGAGAAGAAACCUCAAAAAAAGGCUGUUGACGACAUUGUGGUUCUUUGCAUAUCAACUUCCGGCUCACCGAACAAUUUAUUGGCGAUUGGAACCAAUGAGAAGCUGUUGCACAUCUUAAAAAUUUCUGACGAUGGUCUUACCGCGAAACAUAUCAUCGCCGGAAUUGUUCCGAAAGCCCCAACAUCUUGCGUGUUUGAUAAGGAAAAUGCACAUGUAAUCAUUGGAGAUCGGGCUGGCGAAGUUCAUAAAAUGGAAAUUGCGACUGGAAAAGUUGUGGAGAUCGCUGGCGCAAUUUCAAUGAUACUUGAUGUUGGCUUGUCGACCGAUGGUAAACACCUCAUUCUUGCUGAUCGCGAUGAGAAGAUUCGAAUCUUGCGGUAUCCUGAGUCUUUUGUCAUCGAAAACAUAUGUCUCGGUCAUACGGAAUAUGUGAAAAGUAUCGCAUUUCAAUCAAACGGGACCAUUUGGAGUGGAGGCGGUGAUGGUCAUUUAAGACAUUGGAACAUGACAACAGUGAAACCAUUGAAUUCCAAACAAAUCUUUGAAGAAAAAAAUCCAUUGGCGAAAGUGUUGACGACUCCUGAUGAGAAGCAUGUCAUUGUGACAGUCGAGAAUAGCGCUAAAUUCUGCAUUGUCAACACUGAAACUUACGACGUCUCUGUUGAUUCUGUCAGCGAUGAGCCAAUUAUAGACAUUUUCAGCUCGCCUAAAUAUUUGCUAAUUUUAACGAAAACUGCUCUUGUACUUUAUGAUCCGAACAAUUAUAAAAAAGAAGUUGCGUUGGACGGAGAUCUCGCGAAAUCAGUCGCUGAAACUAGACCGGCACUUGGCAAUUUAUUUAAAAAUGUUACUUAUAAUAACCAAGAAGAAUAUGAAAAGCGAAAGAGCGAAAAAUUCGCGAAAGUUGAAGAGAAAAGGGCCUUGAAGCGAAAGGCGGCGCAAUGA
Molecule: messenger RNA, 1107 nt
Organism: Caenorhabditis bovis
Lineage: Eukaryota; Metazoa; Nematoda; Chromadorea; Rhabditida; Rhabditidae
Source: the annotation of a GenBank genome assembly